This is a messenger RNA of Octopus sinensis (East Asian common octopus), 393 nucleotides long. Its product is annotated as replication factor C subunit 4-like. Gene Ontology annotation, biological process: DNA-templated DNA replication; DNA repair. The record is from RefSeq and is a predicted model, not a curated record. Bases 1 to 393 code for a protein of 130 amino acids. Gene Ontology annotation, cellular component: DNA replication factor C complex; nucleus. Gene Ontology annotation, molecular function: DNA clamp loader activity. Lineage: Eukaryota; Metazoa; Mollusca; Cephalopoda; Octopoda; Octopodidae. The transcript has a single exon.
AUGACUUACUCUGCCCAGGCUGCUUUGCGGAGAAUAAUGGAAAUGCAUUUCAAGACCACCAAGUUCUGUCUGAUCUGCAACUACAUAAGUUGUAUCAUUGAGCCAAUCAAGUCCCGUUGUGCUAAAUUUCGUUUCAAGCCACUGCCUCGUCCACUUAUGGUGGCCAGGCUGUCUCAGAUUGCUUCUGAGGAACACGUUUUGGUGGAUCCUGAGGUCUGGGUAUUCAUAAUUAGACAGGCUUUGGAAAAGUUAGUUGAAAUAUCUGCUGGGGAUCUGCGGAAGGCCAUAAAUUAUUUGCAGACUGGGAGACAUCUGUCUAGUAACAUCACAUAUGAAGCCAUUUUGGAUAUUUGCAGUGUUUGUGGAUUGUUUCUCACUUUAGUGGAUUCCUGA